This is a messenger RNA of Prunus armeniaca (apricot), 153 nucleotides long. The record is from the annotation of a GenBank genome assembly. NCBI's taxonomy places the organism in Eukaryota, Viridiplantae, Streptophyta, Magnoliopsida, Rosales, Rosaceae.
AUGUUAGAUUAUGGGCACCGAGGAAUGCAGGUGUGGUAUCCAUCUCUGGGGGUUGACCCUUUUAAGCAGGAGGGUUUCUUGCAAUGGGAAUGCAGUUUAAAUGAAACAACCGAUCAGUUCAACUGUAUUUGCCUCUGUGCUGUUAAAGAGUAG